Rhipicephalus sanguineus (brown dog tick) is the source of this 955-nucleotide messenger RNA. Its product is annotated as centromere protein S. Lineage: Eukaryota; Metazoa; Arthropoda; Arachnida; Ixodida; Ixodidae. Gene Ontology annotation, molecular function: chromatin binding; protein heterodimerization activity. The record is from RefSeq and is a predicted model, not a curated record. Gene Ontology annotation, cellular component: Fanconi anaemia nuclear complex; FANCM-MHF complex. Gene Ontology annotation, biological process: replication fork processing; resolution of meiotic recombination intermediates. The transcript has a single exon. Bases 146 to 505 code for a protein of 119 amino acids.
CCAACGUGCAUCCAGCCGGCGCAUCAAGUUUCGGCGCGAAAGCAACGACUUCGACGCUUUCGUGAUCUUCGUCAACAUUUUCGCAUUCUUUCUAAAACAUCGUUUGCCCGAAGACGUCGUUUAGCGGUUGCCGUUUCGUAGUGACAUGAUGUCGCGAGACCCCGACGAAGUGGAGCGGGUGAGUCAUGCUGCGUGCCUCAAAGCAGCCGUGCACUACACCGUGGGACGCAUCUGCGAUGACAUGGCCGAGAAAGGCGGAUGCCUUCCCGUGCAGCGGCAAACGGUGGCCGCUCUCACUGAACUGGUGCACCGCGAAGUGGGCCGUGUGGCCCGCGACCUCAGUAUGCUAGCGAUGCAUUGUCGCAGAAGCACUGUCACUGCCGAUGACGUGCUAUUCGUGUCGAGAAAUUCGGGCCCCUUACACGAGUAUCUCCAAACCCUGGUACCUCCGCCCAAAAAGACUGACGGCAAACGUAAGGUUUCUUCGAAGGCACCUCAACAGUGACGCGGCAAUCCGCUCGCGGCAUCGCCCGUAAGUGAUGACUUUCAUCGGUUGAACAAACAGGUGUUUAAUAUCCGAAAACACAACCACCACGUGUUUCCUGCCGUUGAUAGGUGUUGGGAGUCCUUCCCUUACCUGAAGUGAUGUUGGCGCCUGUUCACGUCAUCUUCGCACAUGCCCCUUUCUGCUCAACAGUGCUGAAUGUCAUUCCAGCGACACUUGUGUAUGGUGCCCCAAUGCAGUUGCUGAUAGUCACCUUUGAACAAAGACCUCUUUUUUUGUCUGUACGUUACGAGAUUAUUGAAUUGUUACAAAAAGCGACCUACAGAAAAGGAACUUUCUGAGGCACCAUUGAUUUCGGUGUAGAUAAAAACAGCUGCAUUGUUGCUAUGUGGUAAGUGUACUGCAUGUCUCGGGCACGACAAACACACAAGAGACACAGAAAAAAAAAAC